AUGUCUUGUCAUUGUUUUUCAGAUCCAGUUGGAAGUAGAAAAGGGAAAAACACCUGGUCAUUACUGAGACUUUUCGAUCGUUCCAGUCGCGCCAAGUCCGAGUCGCUCUCGGGCCUGGAGGAGGUGCUCAGCUGCCUCCAGCCGAGCGAGUUCGAGGACGAGCAGCUGUCGAGGUUCAAGGGCAUGUGCUGGAACGACUUCGUGUCGUACAUGGAGGGCGGGCAGCAGGGCGACGACGAGUCCUCCAUCUCGACCGAGUCCCAGGACACGCCCCUCCUCCGCGACACGCCCUCGCACUCCUCCUUCGCGGCCCACAACAACCGCUCCCCCUUCAUCACUCCCUCCAAGGGCGACUCCCGCGCCGAAGCCGCCGCCGAGAAGCUGGACCGGCUGUCGGCCCUCUCGUGCCUUGACCCCGAGACGCCCCUGCCGCGCAAGCGCCACCCGAUGACCAUCAUGCGCACCAUGAGCGAGAGGUCGCUGGACCGCGGCCGCACCAGCCAGCUCCUGAGCCUCCUGAGCGAGCGUGCCCAGGCCCGGGCGGCGACCAAGCUGGCGACCUCCUGCAGCAAGCCCGCGCCGCCGCCGCCGCCCCCGCCCGCGCCCCUGCCCAGCGUGGAGCGGACGCUGGAGGCGGCGCGAGACAGCGCCCGCGUCUCGCUCAACAAGAACGAGACGAAGCGACGGGAGGCCGUGUGGGACCUUUUCCAGUCCGAGUGCGCCUUCCUCUACGACCACCUCAUGGUCCUCAAGAACGUGAGUGCCGCCGCUUGUUCCUUCCCGGGCCCUGCGAGAAGUGCCAGGGCCGUGUCAAGCCCACAGACACGGCAGCGUUCGCGCACACGAACACAUCGUCGACAUGUAACCACUCAAGAGAUUUCAGUGGACGGAUAUGCCAUGUUCGCUGAUCCUGAACUCCUGUUUGGCAACUUGGACGAGCUGUGCUGUGUCACCUACGCAUUUUGCAAGGAAUUCAUCAAUCUUCUCGAGCAACACCAGGAGCCAGGAGGUCGGCUGGACACGACAAAUGUCCUCGUGAAGCUCUUUCAAAAGGGAAGCAAAGCAACUAUGCUCUGCCAGGCGUACCAUCGCUAUGCCCUCAACUACAUCAAUGCCCUCAACUACCUAGAAACGCUACGACGUCAGCUGGAGUUCUGCGAGUUUGAGAAGGUCUUCUCUCCAGCACCUCCUGAGUCUACAGAGAGGGCUAAACCGGGGGGCCCAACCCGGGGGCCUUUAAAAUUCCACAAAACCACCAAAAUUUUACCCCCCCCCUAUCCCCCACAAAAUUUAAACCGAGAUCUUUACCGACAUCCGUCUUAUCUUUUCAUUAUUUAUCUUUUCUUCUCACAGUGGUGCAACAGGACCCCAAAAUGCAAGAAACUGAAAUGACGGACCUCUUGGGUUUCACCCGGGCCAAACAAUUAUGAAAAAAUCCCGUUUAUUCUGCGAGAUAUCGGGGGACGAACCGAGGAGCCCCAGGAGAAGCCUGAUUCCUGCGAAACAAAAAUUUUUGUGUAUCUCCGCCGAGCCAAGGGCCCCUUUAAGGUCCCCCUAAACUUUUGUCUUAGCCAAAAAGGGGACGGGGGCCUUAAAAUGACAUUUACGGGGGCGGAGAUAAUUUUAAUAAAAUACCGGGAAAAAGGUAUGAAUGAAAAAAGAAAAUCAGUCCCCCGAAACGGGCCCACCCCCCGCGCCUCCACGGGAAAAGGGCCAAUUCGGGCCUUGCGCUACAUCGUGUACAAGCAGCCCCUCUCCCUUGACCGCUUCUUCAUCCACGACGUUUCGCCCCACGAGUCAGCGGCGUCCAAACUCGAAGCGGCGUUCGUGCUCGUCAACCUCAACCGCUUCCAGCAGAUCGUGGCUGUGUACACGUUCCAGGCGCAGACGGAGCAGAUCAAGGUAUUUUUUUUUUUUAUAAAUAUUUGUUUAUCUAUUUAUUUCUUUGUUUGUUUUUUAUUUAUUUAUUCAUUCAUUUGAGCAGGGAGGAAGGCAGACUGUUCAUGGUAGGAAUGUUGAUGAGGUGCUGAGAGAGUGAAGGAAGGGGAUGUAUAGCGGGAUGGGUAUCCCAUUUUCUUGUUUCUCGCCUGUCUGUCUGUUUGUCUUUCUUCCCCUCCUCUC
Messenger RNA from Penaeus monodon (black tiger shrimp), 2121 nucleotides. RefSeq lists its product as uncharacterized. Gene Ontology annotation, biological process: Rho protein signal transduction. The record is from RefSeq and is a predicted model, not a curated record. NCBI's taxonomy places the organism in Eukaryota, Metazoa, Arthropoda, Malacostraca, Decapoda, Penaeidae. Gene Ontology annotation, molecular function: guanyl-nucleotide exchange factor activity.